AUGUCUUUUAUUUAUUUACCAAACGAAAUUCUUAUUGAUAUUUUUAUACAUAUUAAAUAUAUGAAAGGUAUUCCUUUCACAUGUAAAAAAUUUUAUAAACUUAUUAUAAAUACCCAAUUUAAAUUUGAUUGGAUUACUUUUCAUUAUAAAUCAUUAUCUGAUUUUGAAGUAUUUCAAUUAGGUUUUACAUUCUUUAAUUCUGAACUUAUUAAAAAAUUACAGGAAAAAAAAGAAUUAUUCGUUGAAGAUGGGAGAGAAAAUAUUAUUCAUAAUAUAUCAGUUCUUGCGUUUUUUUUACAUAAAACACAUGAAUUGAAUAAUGAAAUGAAAGCUUUACGAAUUUAUAAAGAUUUAAAUGAUUAUUAUAUGAUAGGAUAUUAUUAUCGACAUGGAUAUGGUGGUCUCAAAAUUGAUAACAAAAAGGCUGAUGAAUAUUAUGCUUUAUCCAGAUUUUCAAAUUCAGUAUUUGAAAAAACAUUUUUUGAUAAUAUUUUAAAUAUCACAAAUAUAGAAUUAAAAUAUGUUUCUCAAGUAACAAAAUCUGAUAUUAUCAGAUUACAUAAUUUAAAAUCUCUUUCAUUAAUUGAUAUUGAUAUUAACAAUGAUGAUAUUUUAUUUGUGAUGAGAGAAUUAAAAUAUUUAUCAUAUUUGAAAAUAUCUUAUAAUAUAGAAUAUUAUAAAAAAUAUGAUGAAAAUAAAUUGAUAGAAGAAUCGAUGAAACAUGAAAAUAUAAAGAUUGGUUCAGGUAUAUCCACUUUAGCCAAUGUUAUCACGGAUACUAUUCUUUUCAAAGAAAGUAAAAAUACUCUUAGCGAAACUCAAGAAAUACAAAUCGAAAAAUUUGAAUUAGAAGGAGUAGAGUAUAGAAUAAUUGAUACUGUUGGUAUUAGUAAUUCUAACUUAUCUGAUAAACAAGUGAUAAAAAAAAUGAAAGAAGCCUUUAAUUUAAUUAAAGGAGAGACAAACCUAGUUUUUUUUACUUUUAGUGGAAGGUUUACCGAGAGAGAAUUGAAAGCUUUGGAAUUAUUAAAAAUUGUUUUCGGAAAUGAAUUUAAUCAAAAUAUUAUUUUAGUAAGAACUAAAUUUUGUGAUUUUAGAAAUUCUGAAAAAUGUAAACUUGAUAUAGAUUCAUUACUUCAACAUAACAAAGAAACAUUUGAUUUGAUCACUAAUCAUACUAUUAUUCAUAAAGGUGAAGCAUUAGUGAAUAUUUUAUAUAAUGGUUUAUCUAAAGAUUAUCAAAGACUUUUGUUGGAUAAAGAAAUUUAUAUUGAAACUUUUAAUCCAUUUUUCGGUAGUGAAUUAGAAAAAAUUACUUUUACAAAAAAGAAUUACAUGUUUAAUUACGCAUCAUACAUUAAUCCGAUUCCUUGUUCAUCAUUGUCAGAAUAUAUUAAUUAUGGGAAAGAUAAAGAUUAUGUUAUCGAUAUAAAUGAGAGGGAAAAGAUUGAAGUUUUUCAUGUUAUGAGUAAUAAAAAAUAUUUAAUUGAUAGUGAAAGAGGGUGUUGUGGUUUAAAUUUUUGGAAUUUGGGAAAAAUAGAUGAUGAUUGGCAUCAUUGUCAUGAUUUAAGUUAUCAUUUUACAGAAUUCAUUUUAAAGAAAUUAUUAAUAUUUAAAUAUCUUAAAGAAAAAAAUAGCAAAAUAAAAGAGAUAUAUGAAGAUUUAUUUAAAUGGAAAGAAUGA
Messenger RNA from Scutellospora calospora, 1683 nucleotides. The record is from the annotation of a GenBank genome assembly. Lineage: Eukaryota; Fungi; Glomeromycota; Glomeromycetes; Diversisporales; Gigasporaceae.